AUAGGGCUGGGUAAUGUCAAUAUUGUCAUCUCCGUUUUGGACUUUUACAUUUGGAUCAUUUGUCAGUGAUUAAGUGAAUAAAUUUUCCUUCUUGAUUAUCUUUAAAAUAGUGUAAUUAUCGUACCCCAACAUGUUAGCUUUAAUGAACAGAAUAUUAGAUUGGUUCAGAAGCCUCUUCUGGAAAGAAGAAAUGGAGUUAACUUUGGUUGGAUUACAGUACUCUGGAAAAACAACAUUCGUCAAUGUUAUAGCUUCAGGACAGUUUAGCGAAGAUAUGAUACCCACUGUGGGCUUCAAUAUGAGGAAAAUCACAAAGGGCAAUGUAACAAUCAAAGUUUGGGACAUUGGGGGCCAACCCAGAUUCAGAUCAAUGUGGGAAAGAUACUGUAGAGGUGUGAACGCGAUUGUAUAUAUGGUGGAUGCUGCUGAUCCUGAUAAGAUUGAAGCAUCAAGAAAUGAACUUCAUAACUUAUUGGAUAAACCUCAAUUAGCUGGCAUCCCAGUACUUGUCCUGGGCAAUAAAAGGGAUAAACCACAGGCUCUAGAUGAGAAUGGCCUUAUUGAAAGGAUGAAUCUGUCAGCAAUACAAGACCGUGAAAUAUGUUGCUACUCUAUUUCAUGCAAAGAUAAAGACAACAUUGACAUCACAUUACAAUGGCUGAUUGCACAUUCAAAAUCUGGCAUGCGUUAAAUUAUGAGUAUGAGGAUAAGAAUCCCUUUUGUAUUUUAGGGCUGUAACUAAUUAAAGUAAACAUAUUUUCUUGUUUUAUACAGUCAUAAUUUUAAACAACCAAAUUUAUAUUUAUUCUAUAAUAUCCACUUAUAUUAGUCAUUUACAAAGACAUCAUAAAAUGAGGACUGAGAUUCGUAUAAAAAGAGUUUUAUAAAGAGGUAUGUUUACUUGAUAUUUUUGGCAGAUUUGAGUACCACUCAACUAGAGGCUAUUUCCCACUGUCAUAGGAAAAUCUUUUUAAGGAUCAGGCUCACAUUUGUGCACUUAAUAGAGAGAAAUAUGAUAGAUUGUGAAUAUUGUGAUCAGAUUGAUCGCACCAGCUAUGACCGUUAAAUGUGACGUGAUAACCUUAUUCGGGUUUUAUAAUGAACUAUCUUACAACCGUUCUCAUUUUACAUUCAUGUCAGCUGAUCAGUGUGAUCCGUACGGGUAUUACGUAUUUAUGUUGUUUUUUUGAGAGAUUAUGUAGGUUUUUCUACAAGAUGUUAACUCAGCACUAGCUGAUGGACAUUUGUGAACUCGUCAUGAUGCUUCAGUUAUCAAUGUUUGGCUCUGAUGUGAUGUAAAGUCUGCUUUAUAGAUGGCAUUACAGGAGGCCUAAGCCGCAAGUUGUAUACUAUAGUCUAUAGCUGGAAGGAAACAGCAAUGUAUAGGAGCAUAGUGAGGAUUUGCGUGCUAAUAAUAUGUGUUGAUGAUAAUUCUAUUGGAUUCUUGUCUCAAAUACACUUACUUGAGAUUCAAAGCUAGAAAUUAGUUGCGCACCCACUUUUUCUUAUCCAUUCUGGAAAUUACGUAUGCAAAUUUGCUGAAUAUCAAAAAUGAGAGAUAUAAGAAAUCAUUAUAUUCACUGUACACUGUCGAAUUACAAGUCAUAUACAUGCUAACAGUAAUUACACACAACGCGAGCGCGGUGGUGAUUUCCCAUAAUUCUACACAAAGUUUUUGAAAACAAAAAAAAACGUAAAAAAUCGUAAUUGAUAACUUUGAACAUAACCUGUCUUCCGAAAGGAUCACAUAUAAAUAAAACAUCGGGCACAGCUAAUAGAUAGCAUAUUCAGUAAUGAUUUUCCCACACAACACUGAUUUUAUACACAUGCAGACCAAUACACACAAUCAUCCAGAUGCGAUCUUGAAACUUUCUUCUCAGAGUCUACUCGGCUUCACAAAACAUGCAACCAACAAUGCGUGUAGUUGAGUCAUUCCUCCAAAGAUUGACGCUCACAAAGAUGCUAUUGAGCAAACGUGGAAUGACUGUUUGCACCCUAACAACUACUUAGUCUGCAAGAUGACAUUUUAUAGGUUUUUUACAUAAUACCCGUGCCGUGUUCAAUCAGUAUUUACCGAUGAUUUCGUGAGUGUCCGUGGAUUUCUAUGUAAUAAUUACUGACAUACAGGCUGCAUGAUAAAUACUGAUGGAUCACAGUAAAUACUGUCGUGUGGCAUUCGCUUAAUAGCGGUAGUUCAGGAUUUUUCUGGGAUAGUCCAUUGUAGAUCCCGAAUGAGGCUUAUUUCACUAUGGGACUGAUAGCGCUUACUCCACGCGAUUUGCGUGACAUUGUCACUCGAUAAUGGAGUUAUGUCAAACAUUGUCGACUGUAGAGAUGGCCGAUAUCGUUAUUUUUGAAUAUCUGUGAUAUCUGAUAUAGUUACGUUUUGAUAUCAGUGACUUUCGAUUAACGGUGGGUGAGUUCUGCUGAUACGUCGUAGGGAACGUAUCGCACCGGUGCAGGAGCAGUGAGAUCGAAAGUCAUAAUUAUUUCUAACAUUCUACGAUAUGUUUUCAAAAGUUUUGUGUGUUAUCGGAUCGUGUGUAGUGACGUACAGAAAAUAUGUUCCGUGAAACUUGACCAAGAUGCUAAAUUGAUCUAGCACAAUUAAUGUGUAAUUUGGGCAGCUAACGGAAACAUUACGAGUUCAUUCAACUCUACAACUAGCGCGCACAUCCCACACAAUCCAACAUUAGAUCCGUUGCCAUAAAGGACCUAGUCCCAAAGUCGUGAUCAGUCACGAUUUUUCACGGUAUUUGGUAAUAGUCGUGAUGCGCGAUUUAGAGAUAUCAGUUACUAAAUCAUAGUUGGAGAAAUAUCUGACAGCACUAGUCGAGUGACUGUCACACGCUACAAAUCGUGUACAUAUGUGAGCGCUUAGUCUCCAAAGGUGAAACCUGUAGAAGGCUAUUGGGAUUAGUUGACGUGUGCUAAUAUUCUCAUGCAUAUGUAUACAUUUAUUAAAAUAUUAAAGUUAUUUAACGAACUGAAUCUCAAACUAUCAGAUGUUAAUUUGAAGAGAAUUUGGAAUUGAUAAAUGUUACCAUAUUCUUGAAGCAUGUAUUUAGACUUUUCCGUGGUUUUCAUGUCGAUAAUCCCCCAUAUUUCUCUGGCCAAUCGAAACCACUUAUGUUGAAAAAAUCUUCUUGUUCAGGCUAAUAUUGAAGCACUUCAGUUGAUCUGAAUGAUGUGAUUGAAGAAUGUUGACAGGAGAGAUUACCAAAUUUUAGGGGCAUGGGCUGAUUUUAGUUAUAAGUUAAUAACAUAAAAUACCAGUCACAAAGUGGAAAAUUAUGGAACAAAAAUGUAUUUGCCUGUAUUAUUUGUUGCUUUUGUAGGUACAUGGAAUUCAAUGGUAUAUUACAAUACAACAUAGGUAGAUUUAGACAAAUUUUAGUAUAAUCUCAGAUAUAUAUUUAUUUGUUUUUUGUACAGUUUUUUAUAUUGAUGUUUCAGAUGUAUUAUAUUUUUACUUCGGCUAUUCAUAUAAUUUCUACGCUGUCAUGAAUUCUGAUUUCAGGCAAAAUGUGAUUUUUUUAUUAUAGAUUUUAGAAGACAAUGUUGAAGACAGUUGAAAAUCAUUUGAAAACAGUAUAUUUUGAAUAAAUAUUUUAAUUGUUUUCCGUACUUGUUAUAAUGAUAGUUGUAAUUAUAUACUACCAAUAAUAAAGAAAAAAC
Molecule: messenger RNA, 3678 nt
Organism: Acanthoscelides obtectus
Lineage: Eukaryota; Metazoa; Arthropoda; Insecta; Coleoptera; Chrysomelidae
Source: the annotation of a GenBank genome assembly